This is a messenger RNA of Perca fluviatilis (European perch), 2421 nucleotides long. RefSeq names its product lipase, hepatic a (gene lipca). The transcript has 9 exons. Gene Ontology annotation, biological process: lipid metabolic process. The coding region runs from base 231 to 1721 and encodes 496 amino acids. Gene Ontology annotation, molecular function: triacylglycerol lipase activity; apolipoprotein binding. The record is from RefSeq and is a predicted model, not a curated record. Lineage: Eukaryota; Metazoa; Chordata; Actinopteri; Perciformes; Percidae.
AUGAACCAUUCACACGCCUGGUUUCCCUCUAUUUCUGUACAGUACAGUGUACCAUGUGUUUACAACUCUGACAGAAAUGAGGCUUCUUUAAAAGAGCUUCUAGACCUGCAGACUAAAGGAUCUCACCACCAGACUGUACACAACGUCUAUUUCCCCCACUAAAGAUUUGAAGCAUCACCUGUGAUAGAAGUGUUGGUUCAAAGGAAUUACCAAAGUGUCUGCGCGACACCAUGUCUGUGGUCAAAAUCCUGUGCUGUUUGCUGCUAACGUAUCACCUCAAUGAGGGGAAGAAAAUCAAAGAAAACAGAGCAGGUGCAGUGGACACAGAGCAGAGGGUAGUCCGGAGGAUGAAAGAGCCAUAUGUCAGCAGUUCAGUCUUCAGGAUGUUUUUAGAAGGUGAAGACAACUGCAUACUGAACCCUCUGCAGCUGCACACUCUCACCUCCUGUGGCUUCAACAGCAGUAAUCCCCUCAUCAUCAUCACUCACGGGUGGUCGGUGGAUGGUAUGAUGGAGGGCUGGGUGUUCAGGUUAGCCACAACCCUGAAGACAAAUCUAAUAGACAUCAACGUGGUGAUUACCGACUGGCUGUCCCUGGCUCAACAGCACUAUGCCACAGCUGCACAGAGCACCCGCACUGUUGGAAAAGACAUAGCUCACCUGCUGCAGUCACUUCAGAUACACUACCAGUACCCAGUUAGAAAGGUUCAUUUGAUUGGCUACAGCCUUGGCGCUCACAUCUCUGGAUUUGCUGGAAGCUAUCUGGAAGGUUCGGAGAAAAUUGGAAGAAUUACUGGUCUCGAUCCAGCGGGGCCACUGUUUGAAGGCAUGUCUCCCACAGACAGACUGUCCCCUGAUGAUGCUGAAUUUGUGGAUGCCAUCCACACCUUCACCAAGAAACAUUUGGGCCUCAGUGUGGGCAUCAAGCAAGCUGUGGCACAUUAUGACUUUUACCCCAACGGAGGAGACUUCCAACCAGGAUGUGACCUGCAUAGCAUUUACGAGCACAUAAGCCAGUAUGGACUCCUCGGUUUCGAGCAGACAGUAAAAUGUGCACAUGAGCGGUCCGUCCAUCUAUUCAUUGACUCUGUGCAGAAUAAAGACAAGCAGAGCAUGGCCUACAGGUGCAGUGACACAAGUGCUUUUGACAAAGGCGUCUGUCUGGACUGUCGGAAGAAUCGUUGCAACACACUGGGCUACAAUAUCAAGAAGGUUCGUAGUGGCACCAGCAAGAGGCUCUACCUGAAAACACGCUCUCGGAUGCCUUACAAACUCUACCAUUAUCAGUUCAGGAUCCAGUUUGUCAACCAGAUGGAGGGGAUCGAGCCCCUUCUCACCAUCUCCCUCACUGGAACAAAGGAGGAGAGCGGAGAGCUACCCAUUACCAUCACUGAAAGGAUUUCAGGUAAUAAGACCUACAACUUCCUGAUCACCCUGGACAGAGACUUAGGGGAUCUGAUGUUGCUCAAAUUGCGCUGGGAGGGAUCGGCUCUGUGGAAGAACGUGUGGAACCGGAUGCAGAACAUCAUUCCCUGGGGUGGCCGGGAGAGAAACCCACUGCUGACUGUGGGCAAGAUCAGCGUCAAAGCAGGAGAGACGCAGGAGAGGACAUUUUUUUGUGCCACGACAAAUGAUGGGCAGCGUGUUGAAGUGUCGCAAGAUAAAGUGUUUGUGCGCUGUAAAGAAGACACAUCAAAACAGCACAGAAGACCGCACAACUAAUAGAGUCCUGUGGGUUCCUUAAUCUGAAGAUCUCUGAUGGAUGGCCUGGAAGUUCACAACUGGAUCAAAGUCUGUAAACUCCUCAAAGUGAAGGCGCACAGAUUUAGGCAAUAAAUUAAAAAAUUACAUGUAUAUUUAAAAGGUGGCUGGAGUCGGGCCUGGCUACCAUUAAUUAAUUAUCGGAAGGAGAUCAUUUGAAAUCUUUGGCACAGUUGCAGCAAUGUUUUGAGUUGCCUUCAAAAGACCUGUUUAGAUACUUUCGAAUAAGGCAUUAUGUCAUGACUCAGCGAAUGGGAAGCAAUCAAUGGACCUCCAACAGGCGUGGAAUGGUACUUUAUUUACAGUACAGAAAAUUGUGGAAAAAAAGCAUAUAUCCAAAAUUUAUAAAACCUUACAAUUAGAUAAUUCCCAAGAUACAAUGUUGACUUACCUUUAAAUCUGCUGUAUUAUAUGCUGGGACGUAUACCGACUCUAUGGGGAUAAUUUGUAUAUCUUCAGGUAUUGUUAACUUCAAGGAAAAUGAUAACUAUUUCUUGGUUGCAAAAUGAACCCCCUACAGAGGAACAAUGGAGUAAGAGACCGAGACAGGUGUACAUAAUGAUAGAAAUGACUACACAAUUGCAAAUUGAAAAGAAUGUUUUUGUGCAGAGACGGACAUCGGCUAUUCUGUGUCUAGCUGAAUAGAAGAAAUGAUCUACCU